Messenger RNA from Peronospora farinosa, 1116 nucleotides. Lineage: Eukaryota; Oomycota; Peronosporomycetes; Peronosporales; Peronosporaceae. The record is from the annotation of a GenBank genome assembly.
AUGAAGCCUUUUUCUCCUUUGAAUGUACUUACUUUGACAGCGUUGGCGGGCUGUGUGAACGCACACGGAUACAUUUCGCAACCCCAUGCAACGUACAAGCCCCGCACCAUCUACACGACCUAUAAUUGUAAAAUCAAUGCCAGCAUUAAUAAGGGAUUCGCCGGCGGCAUCUACAACGCUAAGCCAGAGGACAAUGCCAAGCAGUUCGCCGAGCACUGGGACGCUACAGGGUACACGUCGCUUCUUGAGAUGCUUAAACCCUAUGCUCCAGACUAUGGGAUGUCAAUUUCCACGGCAGACCCAGUCGAUGUGAGCAGCUAUACCGAGAUGUGGUGGCAGAAUGACGAGUACAAGGAAGGCUUCAUUGAAUCACAUCAUGGUCCCUGUGAAUGCUGGAUUGAUGAAAUAAAGGUCUUCCACAAUGACGAUUGUUCUAAAGAAUUUCGGUCAUAUCCUGCCAAGAUCCCUAUCGACUACUCGUCUUGUAAGGCAGGCAAAACAUGUUUGUUUGUCUUCGCUUGGGUGGCGCUUCACUCGAAAGAUUGGCAGGGUUACAAGCAAUGCGUGCCUAUUAUCAAUAAAGGCUCGGGCAAGUCUUCUGACAAAGGUGCCACUGCCGAUACAACUGCACCAAAUGAUACUCCAACUACACCCGCGAUGACCCCGCCUGCUACCCCGCCUGCCACCCCGCCUGCCACCCCGCCUGCCACCCCGCCUGCCACCCCACCUGCGACCCCACCUUUUACCCCACCUGCUGCCCCACCUGCUGCCCCGCCUGCUACCCCGCCUACUACCCCACCUGCUACCCCGCCUGCCACCCCGCCUACUACCCCGCCUGCUACCCCGAAUGCCACUCCAGAUGCGACCCCAGAUGCGACCCCGGAUGCGACCCCGGAUGCGACCCCGGAUGCUACCCCGGAUGCUACCCCGGAUGCGACUCCAGAUGCUACCCCGGAUGCUACCCCGGAUGCGAUUUCAGAUGCGACCAUGCCUGCCCCACUGACAACGGACUUUACCCCGAUCGCGACGACAGCUCCCGUGGGCACUCCUGCUACAGACACGAGUACUGAGACGCAGGGUAGUAAACCUGCUAGCUCUUGCAAAAGACGCAAGUGA